Puntigrus tetrazona (Sumatra barb) is the source of this 1634-nucleotide messenger RNA. RefSeq names its product retinol dehydrogenase 13 (gene crdhl). The coding region runs from base 3 to 917 and encodes 304 amino acids. Lineage: Eukaryota; Metazoa; Chordata; Actinopteri; Cypriniformes; Cyprinidae. The transcript is spliced from 6 exons. The record is from RefSeq and is a predicted model, not a curated record.
UCAUGCUGCUACGAAAAUGGAUAGCUGGUGGUGUCUGCAAAAGUCGUGCUCGUCUGGAUGGAAAGACUGUCGUGAUUACUGGUGCUAACACUGGGAUUGGCAUGGAAACUGCAAAAGAUAUGGCUCGUAGAGGGGCUCGGGUAGUGAUGGCUUGCCGGGACCUAACUCGUGCUGAGAAUGCUGCGGACUGUAUUAGACGCUCCACAGGAAACGGCAAUGUAGUCACCAGACACUUAAAUCUGGCCUCUCUCUACUCUAUCCGAGAAUUUGCCAAAGAGUUCAUAGCAACAGAAGAACGACUGGAUAUACUUAUAAACAAUGCAGGUGUUAUGAUGUGUCCAAAGUGGAUCACAGAGGAUGGCUUUGAGACACAGCUGGGUGUCAAUCAUUUGGGACACUUUCUUCUGACCAAUCUACUGUUAGGAAUGCUAAAGAGAUCCUCCCCCAGCCGUGUAGUUAACGUGUCCAGUAUUGCACAUGUUGGUGGAAAGAUUGAAUUUGAUGACAUGUUCUUUGACAAAAUGCCUUACAGUCCUUUGCUCAGCUAUAAACAAAGUAAGCUGGCCAAUGUGCUUUUCUCUAGAGAGCUUGCACGAAGAUCGAAAGGUACAGGAGUCUCCUCGUUCUGCCUGCAUCCAGGAGUGAUUCGAACAGAGCUGGUAAGGCAUAUUCUUGUACGGUACCCGGUGCUGAAGAUUAUACUGUCUCUGCCCUGUAUUCUGCUGAUGAAAACUCCCUGGCAAGGCGCACAGACCUCUAUCUACUGCGCCGUCACUGACGGCUUAGAGAGCAAGUCUGGCUGCUACUUCAGUGAUUGUGCCGAAAAAGACCCUGCGCCGGAAGGAAAAGAUGAUGAAGCGGCAAGAAGGUUGUGGGAGGAAAGCGCUCGGCUGGUUGGACUGAACGUCCCCCACUGAUACAUCAUACUACCACCUCCAACAAUCUUACCAAUGAGGUGGCCACAGAUGUGAAGUCACGACAGAAAAAGUGUCAAGGCAAAUUACACAGUUUGCGUCAGAAGAUGUAUUUUUUUGUAUUCUUGGAAAAGUAUAAUCAAGAAAAAGUGAAGAGAAUAUAGCCGCCUCGCUGGGCUUUCAAAGAAACUGAUCACAUGUCAGAUAUAUUAAACGCUGACAGAUUUAGGGAAAGAGCAAAAAAGCAUGUAGUGGUUUGUUUGUUAACCAUCCAGCAAUGAAUUGAUUUCAAGGAUGAAUUCCUGAUGAUGUAAUUAUGCCCAUUCUAGUACAUUUUACAUCGUGCCUAUAUCUUAUUAAAAAACAAGAGCUGUAGUGUGUCCAGUAUGUGCAUACAUAUAAAGUGUGUAGAUUGUAUUUAUUAUGUCUAUAUAGCUGAACCACUAGAUGGCGGUGAAGAUGUGCUUUUGAAAGCACUUGCCAUGCUAUGCAUUCCCACUACCUAGAUUACGAAACUGUUUCUCUCCACAAUGGAGCACUGCAGAUCAAUUGAAAGAAAAUAUAUGAUGUGAUGGAAAGAAGCAGAGACUGAAUCACAUGACCGCCUUGUGAUGUGGUUGUACAUAUGCAGUUAUGUAACAGUCACUCUACGAUCAAUAUAAAACUGUCCCUCUUGUAUUUGCCUUUGAUUGGAUUUUGCUUUUUUUCAUUUUUAUUGAC